CUGAACUUGGAAAUAUCUGCCAACUGAAGAAGAAGAAGAAGAGUGAGGGUUUUUUGAAGCUCAAAAACCUGAAAAUGGAAGCUUUAAGAUGUAUAGGCUUAGGUGUAUCUGCUAAUCGAUUACCUCUUCCACCAACCAUCAAGAAACUCCAUAAACCACCCACUGCUGUAACCGGCGGCGGAAACGCCAGCGUCUCCGGUAAUUUCUCCGCCAGCAAAUGGGCAGAUCGUCUCCUCUCCGAUUUCCAAUUCCUACCUUCUCCAGAUUCUCCCGACAAACCCCAACAUUCUACCUCCUCAUCCGUUCUCUCUGCUACAAUCCCUGCGCCGCUUCCCACCGUCGAGCGUCACAUCUCAAUCCCUAUAGAUUUCUAUCGAGUGCUAGGCGCGGAAGCUCAUUUCCUCGGCGACGGUAUCCGAAGAUCGUACGAAUCAAGGGUUUCCAAGCCACCUCAAUAUGGUUACAGUCAGGAUGUAUUGAUUAGCAGAAGACAGAUUCUUCAAGCCGCUUGUGAGACAUUGGCGAAUCCAAGUUCUAGAGCGGAGUAUAACGAAGGACUGGCUGAGGAUGAAUUUGAUGCUAUCAUAACCCAGGUCCCCUGGGAAAAGGUUCCUGGAGCUUUAUGCGUUCUGCAGGAAGCAGGAGAAACUGAACUUGUUCUGCAGAUAGGGGAGAGUUUGUUGAGUGAAAGGUUGCCUAAGUCAUUUAAGCAGGAUAUUGUAUUGGUUAUGGCAUUGGCUCAUGUUGAUUUGUCUAGAGAUGCUAUGGCUAUGUCUCCUCCAGAUUUCAUUAAAGGCUCUGAAGUUUUAGAGAGGGCUUUGAAGUUAUUGCAGGAAGAAGGUGCCAGUAGCCUUGCACCGGAGCUACACGCUCAGAUCGACGAGACACUAGAAGAGAUAACACCUCGUUGCAUUCUGGAGCUUCUUGCUUUUCCACUCGAUGAUAUAACGAAAAGAGAAGAAGGUCUUCAAGGUCUUCGAAACAUUCUGUGGGCUGUCGGUGGAGGAGGUGCAGCCGCCAUUGCUGGUGGCUUUACCCGUGAAGAUUUCAUGAAUGAAGCAUUCUUACACAUGACAGCUUCCGAGCAGGUCGACCUGUUUGUUGCCACACCAAAUAACAUACCGGCAGAAAGUUUCGAAGUUUAUGGAGUUGCACUCGCCCUCGUUACUCAAGCUUUCGUAAACAAAAAGCCCCAUCUAAUUCGAGAUGCUGACAACCUUUUCCAACAACUUCAGCAGACAAAGACAACAAAUAUGUCAAACUCUAAUUACAUUUAUACCGUAAGAGAAAAUCGAGAAACAGACUUCGCUUUAGAACGAGGGCUAUGUUCUCUUCUUAUAGGAGAAGUUGACGAUUGCAGAUCGUGGUUGGGAUUAGACAGUGAGAACUCGCCUUAUCGCAAUCCAUCUAUUGUUUACUUUGUCAUGGAACAUUCCAACAACGAGAAGGAAAAUGAUUUCCUUCCCGGUCUCUGCAAAUUGUUGGAGACAUGGCUGAUGGAAGUUGUAUUUCCAAGGUUUCGUGAUACGAAAAACUUGGCAUUCAAACUUGGAGAUUAUUAUGAUGAUCCAAUUGUUCUUCGAUAUCUAGAGAGGCUCGAGGGAGUUGGUGGUUCGCCAUUGGCUGCUGCAGCAGCCAUAGUUAAAAUUGGGGAGGAAGCUACUGCUGUGCUUGAUAGUGUUAAGGCUGGCGCAAUUCAGGCAUUGAGAAGGGUAUUUCCCCUCAGUAAAGGCGAAGACAAUGUUUUAAACAGUUUUCCAUCAGAAAGCGAGCAGGGUGGUCUGGGUGAGGUUCUAGAUGAAUCAUCCCCUACUAUCUUACCAGAAAUUACAAAGAGAAACGAUUCCUCUGAAUCACAUGAGCAGGAAAAUAUUACUUCCAACAUUAAAGAAGCAACCGUGAAGAUUAUGUGUGCUGGUUUGAUGGUUGGAGCAAUUACUCUUGUUGGCUUGAAAUACUUACCAUUCAGAAAUGGUUCCUCGGUUCCGAGAAAAGACGUCGGUUCACCUGUGGUUUCUGAAGUUCACGAAGUGGAUCUAAAAGCAGCCGAAAAUGCAGAAGAAAUACCUAGAAUGGAUGCUAUAUUAGCGGAAACUCUUGUUCGCAAGUGGCAAAACAUCAAAUCACAGGCUCUUGGCCCUGAUCAUAGCCUUGGAAAGUUGUCUGAGGUUUUGGAUGGUCAAAUGCUGAAGAUCUGGAAAGAUCGAGGUUCAGAAAUCGCUGAACACGGUUGGUUUUGGGAUUACACACUUGUGAACUUAAGCAUCGAUAGUGUAACAAUAUCUCUCAAUGGAGACCGAGCAAUUGUAGAAGCAACUCUUGAAGAGUCGGCUCAAUUGACCGAUAUAGCUCACCCGGAGCACAAUGACUCAUAUAGCACAUCCUACACAACAAGGUAUGAGGUGUUACGAACCAACUCCGGUUGGAAGAUUGUAGAAGGGGCUGUUCUUAAAUCUUAACCGGUUUUAGUUUUUUUUAAAUUGCUAAAUAAUCAAUAUGAUGAUUCUUUCAUGUAUAUACAUUUCUUUAAUAUGUUUUUCACAAGAAGAAUGACUGAUUGA
Molecule: messenger RNA, 2561 nt
Organism: Impatiens glandulifera
Lineage: Eukaryota; Viridiplantae; Streptophyta; Magnoliopsida; Ericales; Balsaminaceae
Product: protein ACCUMULATION AND REPLICATION OF CHLOROPLASTS 6, chloroplastic
Exons: 6
Coding region: 75-2459 (794 amino acids)
Biological process (GO): chloroplast fission
Cellular component (GO): chloroplast inner membrane
Source: RefSeq, a predicted model, not a curated record